Molecule: messenger RNA, 528 nt
Organism: Musca vetustissima
Lineage: Eukaryota; Metazoa; Arthropoda; Insecta; Diptera; Muscidae
Product: basic helix-loop-helix neural transcription factor TAP-like
Exons: 3
Coding region: 1-528 (175 amino acids)
Source: RefSeq, a predicted model, not a curated record
AUGGGAUUUAAUGCGGGGCCACCGCCGCCAGGAUAUCCAACGGGAAAUUAUCACAAUCCGCCACAUGUACCGACACAAGCACCACCACCACCAUGUACAAAUGAAGUUCCUCAGGCGGCACCUGGUUUUACAUCUCACGAGUUCUUGAGCAGUAUGCGUCACUAUACCCAACAGCAACAGCAGCAACAACAACAUCAGCAGCAGGCGCAUGCGCAAACGGAUCAUAAACCCGAUCCCAAUUUUUGCCAGCAAAAAUAUGAUCUGUUCAAGGAUACUUUUGAGGCAGCUGCUCAGUUGAAUACGAAUAAAGCAACACCCUCACCUCCAGCUACAGCAUCCAACAUUAAUUGUACAGGAUAUGCGGGUUAUGACACAGCCCACUCACAGCAUAUCAAUGCAAGUCCAACAGCUGCAACAUAUCCCCCGCAAUCAACGAAUUUCCAUCAAACGAGUAGUUAUUUCAAUCAGACGCCACCAUGGAAAGAUUUCAGCGAACAGAAUCAAUCAGUUCUAAGACCACCAUUGUAA